AUGCAGGACGGUCAGAAACUUCAGAAAUUGUCUACUCUUCCUAAGAAUUUUUCAGAUUGGCAAGUCGGAGACGAUUAUGAAAUUAUUAAACAAAUAGGUUCUGGAUCAUACGGUCAAGUUGUAGAAGCUUUAUAGAAAUCGACAAAUAAAAAGGUGGCAAUCAAAAGAUUAACAGGAAUAUUCGAUGACGAGAUUGAUUGCAAAAGGAUAUUAAGAGAAAUUACUAUACUCAGAGAAUUAAAACAUCAAAACCUGAUUUAAAUCAUUGAGAUCUUGGACCCUACUGAUCCCAAAUUCGACACCAUCUACGUUGUAAUGGAAUAUGCACAGAGUGACUUAAAGAAAUUAUUCAAAUCACCAAUACACUUGUAGUUUUUACAUAUUUAAACUAUAAUUUACAAUAUAUGUGUGGGUCUUAAAUAUUUACAUUCAGCCAAAGUAUUACACAGAGAUCUGAAACCAGCCAAUGUGCUUUUGAAUGAAGAUUGCACUGUCAAAAUAUGCGAUUUUGGAUUAGCUCGAAGUGUGCAAGGAAUCGACUCCUCUGAUCAAGCCUUGGAAGAAGAAAUAGCCAGAUAAUAAGAGGAACCAAAAAAGAAAGAUGAGAAGAAAGGCCCAAGGAUGCUUUAAAAAUAAAACAAAUUAAAUGCAAAAGCCGUUAAGCGAGAAUUAACCGGCCAUGUUGUCACCCGUUGGUACAGAGCCCCUGAAGUGAUUUUACUAGAGAAAGAUUAUACUGCAGCUAUAGAUGUUUGGUCUGUAGGUUGUAUCUUCGCAGAGUUAUUAAACAUGAUGAAGGAGAAUGCACCAACAUUUCUAGACAGAGCUCCUCUAUUCCCAGGAACAAGUUGUUUUCCUUUGAGUCCAGAAAGAAGUGCAAUUGCCAAAAAGGGUGGAUUUCCAUAUUCUAACACUGAUCAAUUAACAGUCAUCUUCUCUGUGCUAGGCACUCCAGGAGAAAAGGAUAUGGACUUUGUAACUGACAAAAAGGCUAUAGAAUAUUUAAAGAGCUUCCCCAAGAAACCUAAAGUGGCCUUUGCUGAUAUUUUCCCUGGUGCCCCUCCUGAAGCUUUGGAUUUUCUAGAUAAGUGUCUUUAAUUUAGUCCAAAGUUGAGAAUUACUCUUGAUCUAGCUAUUGAGCACCCUAUGCUUUAAAAGGUAAGAGAUAAAAAGAAGGAAAUAGUCGCUCCAGGACCAAUCAUCUUAGAUUUUGAAUAAGAAGGAGAGUUGCAAAUUCCAAGAUUGAGAGAGUUAUUCUUAAGGGAAAUUUCAAAAUAUAAACGUUGA
Paramecium tetraurelia is the source of this 1287-nucleotide messenger RNA. RefSeq lists its product as uncharacterized. The record is from RefSeq and is a predicted model, not a curated record. The transcript is spliced from 6 exons. Gene Ontology annotation, biological process: protein phosphorylation; intracellular signal transduction. Lineage: Eukaryota; Ciliophora; Oligohymenophorea; Peniculida; Parameciidae. Gene Ontology annotation, cellular component: nucleus; cytoplasm. Gene Ontology annotation, molecular function: MAP kinase activity; ATP binding.